Molecule: messenger RNA, 741 nt
Organism: Dentiscutata erythropus
Lineage: Eukaryota; Fungi; Glomeromycota; Glomeromycetes; Diversisporales; Gigasporaceae
Source: the annotation of a GenBank genome assembly
AUGCCAGUACCAGCUAUACAACUCUCUUCGGAAGGAUAUUUUCUAUUCCAUUGCAACUUUAUUACACCAGAAAGUUAUGAUACUGAUGCAGCAUUAGAUGCGGCAUUAGAAAGUAAUGCUUGUAAUCGAUAUAUUACAGAACCAUCUGAAAAAAAUGGAAGUUAUUAUAACGGCUAUCUCAAACUUCCAUCUAAUUCUAAUUUUAAAUUACUUUUAAUGAGAAAUUCAAUAAUUUUUUUUAUGAUGCCUUUUAAUUCAAGUUCACAAGUUAUGUUUAAAGCUUUUGAUUCGGAAUAUAUUAACCUAAAAAACAGUGUAAAUGGAAGUUUUACACCUGAUAAUUCGCCAUUUUCGCAAUCAAUUGCACAACUUAAUACUUAUGAGUUCGAUCCGGGACAGGUAUUGAACUCACUUAGUUUAAUUGGUGGCGCAUGGACAUUCUCGGUCAUUAUUUACAAACUGCUUUUUGGUGAUGAUGCGAUACAGCCUUUUGGGGUAAUUCAGAAGUAUGGAUGCUGCCUUCGCAAUCGAACUAUGAAUAACUUGCGCAAAUCUCUAAUUACAUUGCCAUUAACUAAUAAUGUUCAAAAUUCACAUCUAAUAUCUGAUAAUAAUGAAAUUUCAAUUGAACAAUUAGAAAAAGAAAUUAAUGCUUUAGAAAUAUUCUUGAAAGAUUAUGUGAUAGGUGCGCAGCAAUUAGAAAAUCUUUAUAAAUCUAUUGAAAAAUCUAAAGAUAAAUGA